This is a messenger RNA of Triticum aestivum (bread wheat), 1081 nucleotides long. RefSeq names its product red chlorophyll catabolite reductase 1, chloroplastic-like. Gene Ontology annotation, cellular component: chloroplast. The record is from RefSeq and is a predicted model, not a curated record. The transcript has 3 exons. Gene Ontology annotation, biological process: chlorophyll catabolic process. Bases 1 to 555 code for a protein of 184 amino acids. Lineage: Eukaryota; Viridiplantae; Streptophyta; Magnoliopsida; Poales; Poaceae. Gene Ontology annotation, molecular function: red chlorophyll catabolite reductase activity.
AUGGCCGCCCGGUCGCCGGUGGCCGGCUUCACUCCCGUCGAGGAAGAGCAGAGGACGGAGCGCCUCGGCUACGAGGACUCGAGGAGACGUUAUCCUGAUAGCACGGCCCGUGGCUGGAGACCGCACAACUCUGCCAACUUAUUUCACACCUCGUCGCUGUCGCUUGCCAUGCUGCUCCGGCCAGAUCACGGCCUCCGCGCGCCGCCAGCGCCCGCCCGUGCCUCCGUCUCCGCGGCGGCGAUCCCUGCCGUCUCCCGUCUCCCUCGCGGCGCGCUCCGGCUCCCCCGCGCGGCUUCUCCGCUCAGGGGCAAAACGUCGAGCGCCCUGCGCGCGUCGGCGGGCAUGCCGUCCGUGGCGCACCGGGAGGUGGCGCGGGCCGUGGCGGAGGAGGCGGUGGCGCGGCUGGGCGACCGGCUGCUGCCCUCGGCCGUGCCCGCCGACGUCGCCGAGUUCAGCAACGGCGACGGGACCGCCCUUGGCGCGCCUGACUCCCCGAUCGAUUUCAUGCUGCAGUCGGCGCUUCACUGCAGUCGUCGCGUCUCUUGGAGGAGAUAGUGCAUGGUCAGCUGGCGUCUGUUGUUAAGGGUGUUCUUCAGGUCUGGCUUGAUACUUGCGCCGGUGGCACCUCGGAAAUGGAAGAGGGUGAGAGGGAGAUCAUGGUCAGGAGGGAUCGAACUGUAAGAUCAAAGUCGAACGGAGGGAGUAUGAUUCAGUCAUAUGGUCUGAACUUGAGUGGAAAAGAGAGUAUUCCUUUUUGUAAAAAGGGUGACAGGUGAACAGACUGAUUCUUGUCACCACUGUUUGGUGAAAGUUAUGAGGUUAUUUCUGGUGCUAAUAUUGCUUACUGGGUACAUCAAGGCUCAGAUCAGAGUCAGAGUUUGAAAGGAUGCUGUUGAUUUCCCAUUGAUUCUACUUGUCUCCAUGCAUUUAUUUGCUUGGUAUCUUUAGCUGUAGAGGGAUACUUUCAAUCAUGAGACAUAGUUUCGACUUGCAACCAUCUGAAUAAUCAUAACAUGCUAUUAUUUUAGAGCUACAAGAUGUUACAUAUGCACACCUCAUUAACUAUUGCGUUGAAUCUUAA